CUCCGUUGCUCGAAAUAACCUAUGUAAUGUAGGACAGUCAACUAUAUCCCGUAGUAUUCACUAUAUUAGCACACUUAUCGACGACAACCUGGCUGAAAAGUAUAUUCGUUUUCCGGUUACAUCACGAGAGAAAGAGCAGAUUGCAAGGGGAUUUAUGGAAAAAUUUAAUAUGCCUAAUGUAAUUGGAUGCGUAGACUGUACACAUAUAUCCAUCAUACGUCCUUUGAUGCAUGAUACUGAGCGACCACCUCGCCUAUAUAUAAACCGGAAAAAAUUUUACAGUCUGAAUGUUGAAGCUACAGUCGAUUCAGACUUAAUAUUCACCUCUGUAAAUCCUAAAUUUCCUGGUGCCACACAUGAUAGUGGUAUUUGGAUGAAAUCUCCUGUCCGCAAUCAUAUGAAAAAAGAAUUUCUCCGAAACCGUGAACAGCACAUUGUUUUGGGUGAUAAAGGAUACCCUCUGGAACCGUUCAUCUUCACUCCAUAUCCAACUCCCGAAACUGACAAUCAAGAACGAUUUAAUAGACUUCAUGAACAGGCAAGAAAUACCAUUGAGCGAAGUUUUGGGGUGCUUAAAGCAGUAUUUCGCUGUCUUCUCAAACAUCGAGUGUUACACUACAAACCAGUAAUUGCAGGAAAAAUUACAAAUGCGUGUUUUACACUUUAUAAUUAUAUGCGUCGAAACGGAUAUAAUUUUGAUCAAAUUGAAGGUGUAAACGAAGAAUUUGAAAAUGACAUUGCGCUGAAUGACGGAGAACUUUAUAGAAUUGGAUUAGAAAGAAGAGAAACCUAUAUAAGUGCACUGUAAAUUUAUUAGAAAAAUACAUUCAUUAAGCUCUCAAAAAUAUAAUCUUUCUUAGAA
Phlebotomus papatasi is the source of this 862-nucleotide messenger RNA. Its product is annotated as putative nuclease HARBI1. The transcript has a single exon. Lineage: Eukaryota; Metazoa; Arthropoda; Insecta; Diptera; Psychodidae. The record is from RefSeq and is a predicted model, not a curated record. The coding region runs from base 155 to 808 and encodes 217 amino acids.